Molecule: messenger RNA, 1335 nt
Organism: Candidozyma auris
Lineage: Eukaryota; Fungi; Ascomycota; Pichiomycetes; Serinales; Metschnikowiaceae
Exons: 1
Coding region: 1-1335 (444 amino acids)
Molecular function (GO): DNA-binding transcription factor activity, RNA polymerase II-specific
Source: RefSeq, a predicted model, not a curated record
AUGAGUCACGAAGAGGACUACACUACCAACAUCGAUGAGCAGCUCCUCACUGCAGUCAAAAACCAGGUCAAUGGCCAUGGUCUUGACGACACAAGUCGAAUCGACACAAGUCGGCUUGACGAAAACAGAGUGAAAUUGGAGCAUUCCAAGGGCUCUGAUGUCAGCCAGGAACAACACGCUGCCGAGGCAGCUCAGGCGGCCCAGGCGUUGUAUCAUCAUCAACAGCACCUACACGAUGUGGGCGAGCUGGAGUACAACAUCCAGAUUCCAGAGCCCAUCAUUGAUCUGAGGCUGAAAAUAUACCCGGUGCUGGAAAACACCAUCACCAACGAAGGCAACUUGAUCACCCGGCCGUUCCCGGAACAGAAUUUCCACACAAGAGAGGAGCUCAACGAGUUCAUUGCGGAUUUCGCCCGGGUCAAUGGGUUUGGUAUUGUCAUUGCCCAUUCCAAUCGGAAAGCCAUUUACUACACGUGUGAGUUGGGUGGGAGGUACCGCCACAAGAAGGGCAAGACGAUACAGCAGCAGCAGCAGGAGGAGGAGGAAGAGGCUGCACAACGUGAGUUGAACGAAGCUGGCACAGGGUACGUGUUGGACUCCCAUGCCAGAACCAAGAAGUUGCGGUGCCCGUUCUCCAUGACUGCGUCGUUCCGGAAAAGCAACUCGAUUUGGUCUCUAAGAACGACUUGCAACGAGCACAACCAUCCGCAAUUGGACCCGUUGUCUAAUCAUCCAAUGUUGCGUAAACGGUCAGACGAGUUGAACUUGCUCAUAUUGGAUUUGUACAAGGUAGGCACCAAACCAUCGCACAUCGAGGCGAAAAUAAAGCACCAGUUCCCGGACGUGUUGAUCAAAAGAGAAGACAUAUACAACGAGAUUCGAGGCUACAAGCGGAAACUCAAGAAGCUGAACAAGUAUAUGGGUGCUGGCGUGACUCCACUGGGGGUCAAGAGACGCCGCAACGCUGCGCUGUACCACGAGGUUAUGGAUGGCGACGACGACGAUGACCACGACGAAGUUAUGCUGUACGAGUUGGAGAGGCAGCGGCACGAGGAGUUGCAGCGGCAGAUUCAGGCUGCUGAAGACGCCCACAACUCCCACCAUCACCAUCACCACGAGGACAUCUCUCAUUCCCUUUCCCAUCAUCUGCAUCACUUGGACGAGCAACAACUACAACACUACCAGCAACAGUUGCAAGAGCACGGUCUUCAUGACUCGGACCAUAACGAUAGCACUGCAGCAGCAGCAAUCGCAGCCGUUGCCAAUGCCACGCAUGGUAACUCCAACAGCGAUCUUACCAUCGACAACAUCGAUAGCCGCUUGGUUGGCGAUUGA